UUGAGAUCGAAAACUUUAAAUCGUACAAGGGUCGACAGAUUAUCGGACCAUUUCAGAGGUUCACCGCCAUCAUUGGACCCAAUGGCUCUGUUUCUUAGGGUUCUGGUGUUGCGGCCCCUGUGGAAAAAGCCAGGAUGCACCUUUUGGCAUUCAGUCCCCUCAACAUUGGUAGAUUUGUAUAUCCAGCUGUUCUAAAAAUGCCCUUGGUCGGACUACCUCCUGCCCCAUUCUUCAAGUCUACCUCUACGAGGUAAGUCAAAUCUCAUGGAUGCUAUCAGCUUUGUGCUAGGUGAAAAAACGAGCAAUCUGCGAGUAAAGACCCUGCGGGACCUAAUCCAUGGAGCUCCUGUGGGCAAGCCAGCUGCUAAUCGAGCUUUUGUCAGCAUGGUCUACUCUGAGGAGGGUGCUGAAGACCGCACCUUUGCCCGUGUCAUUGUAGGUGGCUCAUCUGAGUACAAGAUCAACAACAAAGUGGUUCAGCUACAUGAGUACAGUGAGGAAUUAGAGAAGCUGGGCAUUCUCAUCAAAGCUCGUAACUUCCUCGUCUUCCAGGGUGCUGUGGAAUCUAUUGCCAUGAAGAACCCUAAAGAGAGGACAGCUCUGUUUGAAGAGAUCAGUCGCUCUGGGGAGCUGGCCCAGGAAUAUGAUAAGCGAAAGAAGGAAAUGGUGAAGGCUGAAGAGGAUACGCAGUUUAAUUAUCAUCGUAAGAAAAACAUAGCAGCUGAACGCAAGGAGGCUAAACAAGAGAAAGAAGAGGCAGACCGCUACCAGCGCCUGAAGGAUGAGGUGGUACGAGCUCAGGUACAGCUGCAGCUGUUUAAGCUUUACCAUAAUGAAGUAGAAAUUGAAAAACUCAACAAGGAACUAGCCUCAAAGAACAAGGAAAUUGAGAAGGACAAGAAGCGUAUGGACAAGGUUGAGGAUGAGCUAAAAGAGAAGAAGAAGGAGCUGGGCAAAAUGAUGCGGGAGCAGCAGCAGAUUGAAAAGGAGAUCAAGGAGAAGGAUUCUGAGCUGAAUCAGAAGCGGCCUCAGUACAUUAAAGCCAAAGAAAAUACUUCCCACAAAAUCAAGAAAUUGGAAGCAGCCAAAAAGUCUCUGCAGAAUGCUCAGAAACACUAUAAGAAACGUAAAGGUGACAUGGAUGAGCUGGAGAAGGAAAUGCUGUCAGUGGAGAAGGCCCGGCAGGAGUUCGAGGAACGAAUGGAAGAGGAGAGUCAGAGUCAAGGCAGAGAUUUGACCCUGGAGGAAAAUCAGGUGAAGAAAUACCACCGGUUGAAAGAAGAAGCCAGCAAGAGAGCAGCUACUUUGGCCCAGGAACUAGAGAAGUUCAAUCGAGACCAGAAAGCUGACCAGGACCGUCUAGAUCUGGAAGAGCGGAAGAAAGUAGAAACAGAGGCCAAGAUCAAGCAAAAGCUGCGGGAGAUUGAAGAGAAUCAGAAGCGGAUUGAGAAGCUGGAGGAAUACAUCACCACUAGCAAGCAAUCCCUAGAGGAGCAGAAGAAGUUAGAAGGAGAGCUCACAGAGGAAGUGGAGAUGGCCAAGCGGCGGAUUGAUGAGAUCAAUAAGGAGCUGAACCAGGUGAUGGAGCAGUUGGGGGAUGCCCGUAUUGAUCGCCAGGAGAGUAGCCGCCAGCAGCGAAAGGCAGAGAUAAUGGAAAGCAUCAAGCGUCUUUACCCUGGCUCUGUGUAUGGCCGCCUCAUUGACCUCUGCCAGCCCACACAAAAGAAGUAUCAGAUUGCUGUGACCAAGGUUUUGGGCAAGAACAUGGAUGCCAUUAUUGUAGACUCAGAGAAGACAGGCCGGGAUUGUAUUCAGUAUAUCAAGGAGCAGCGUGGGGAGCCUGAGACCUUCUUGCCUCUUGACUACCUGGAGGUGAAACCUACAGAUGAGAAACUCCGGGAGCUGAAGGGGGCCAAGCUAGUGAUUGAUGUGAUUCGCUAUGAGCCACCUCACAUUAAAAAAGCUCUGCAGUAUGCUUGUGGCAAUGCCCUUGUCUGUGACAACGUGGAGGAUGCCCGCCGCAUUGCCUUUGGAGGGCAUCAGCGCCACAAGACAGUAGCAUUGGAUGGGACCCUGUUCCAGAAGUCAGGAGUCAUCUCUGGUGGGGCCAGUGACUUGAAGGCUAAAGCACGGCGCUGGGAUGAAAAAGCAGUAGACAAGUUGAAAGAGAAAAAGGAGCGGUUGACAGAGGAACUAAAAGAGCAGGUAAAGGCAAAACGGAAAGAGGCAGAACUGCGUCAGGUGCAGUCUCAGGCCCAUGGACUACAGAUGCGGCUCAAGUACUCACAGAGUGACCUAGAACAGACCAAGACACGGCAUCUGGCACUGAAUCUCCAGGAAAAGUCCAAGCUGGAGAGUGAGCUGGCCAACUUCGGACCUCGAAUUAAUGACAUCAAGCGGAUCAUCCAGAGCCGAGAGAGGGAAAUGAAAGACUUAAAGGAGAAGAUGAAUCAGGUGGAGGAUGAGGUGUUUGAAGAGUUUUGUCGAGAGAUUGGUGUACGCAAUAUCCGAGAAUUUGAGGAAGAGAAAGUGAAGCGGCAGAAUGAAAUUGCCAAAAAGCGUUUGGAGUUUGAGAAUCAGAAGACUCGUUUGGGCAUCCAGUUGGAUUUUGAAAAGAACCAACUGAAAGAAGACCAGGAUAAAGUACACAUGUGGGAGCAGACAGUGAAAAAAGAUGAAAAUGAGAUAGAAAAGCUUAAGAAGGAGGAGCAAAGACACAUGAAGAUCAUAGAUGAGACCAUGGCGCAGCUACAGGACCUGAAGAAUCAGCACCUGGCCAAGAAGUCAGAAGUGAAUGACAAGAAUCAUGAGAUGGAGGAGAUUCGGAAGAAACUAGGAGGUGCCAACAAGGAAAUGACCCAUUUACAGAAAGAGGUGACAGCCAUUGAAACUAAGCUUGAACAGAAGCGCAGUGACCGCCACAACUUGCUACAGGCGUGCAAGAUGCAGGACAUCAAGUUGCCACUCUCGAAGGGCACCAUGGAUGACAUUAGUCAGGAAGAGGGUAGCUCUCAGGGAGAGGAUUCAGUGAGUGGCUCUCAGAGAACUUCCAAUAUCUAUGCACGAGAGGCCCUCAUCGAGAUUGACUAUGGUGACCUUUGUGAGGAUCUCAAGGAUGCCCAGGCUGAGGAGGAGAUCAAACAGGAGAUGAACACACUGCAGCAGAAGCUAAAUGAGCAGCAAAGUGUCCUGCAGCGUAUUGCUGCCCCCAACAUGAAGGCCAUGGAAAAGCUGGAAAGUGUCCGAGACAAGUUCCAGGAAACCUCAGAUGAGUUUGAGGCAGCCCGAAAGCGAGCAAAGAAGGCCAAGCAGGCAUUUGAACAGAUUAAGAAGGAGCGCUUUGAUCGUUUCAAUGCUUGUUUUGAAUCUGUGGCUACCAACAUUGAUGAAAUCUAUAAGGCUCUGUCCCGCAACAGCAGUGCCCAGGCAUUCCUGGGCCCUGAGAACCCUGAGGAACCCUACUUAGAUGGCAUCAACUACAACUGUGUGGCUCCUGGCAAACGCUUCCGGCCUAUGGAUAACUUAUCAGGCGGGGAGAAGACAGUAGCAGCUCUAGCCCUGCUCUUUGCCAUCCAUAGCUACAAACCAGCCCCCUUCUUUGUCCUGGAUGAAAUUGAUGCUGCCUUGGAUAACACCAACAUUGGCAAGGUGGCAAAUUACAUCAAAGAGCAGUCGACUUGCAACUUCCAGGCCAUCGUCAUCUCUCUCAAGGAGGAGUUCUACACCAAGGCUGAGAGCCUCAUUGGAGUCUAUCCUGAGCAAGGGGACUGUGUGAUCAGCAAAGUCCUGACCUUCGAUCUCACCAAGUACCCAGAUGCCAACCCAAACCCCAAUGAACAGUAGCAGUAGUUCUGCCAUUCCAUCUUGUGUGGAUCCCAAACUGCCCCUCUUCUAAUCUCUGGAUGUUUAGUUCCCAACCUUCUUAUCCUCCCUAACCCUGUUUGGUGUAACCAUGGAAUUUAGGCACUGUUCUCGAGCACGAAGAGGAACAGAGGUUAUAUUAGGUCUGGAGCAAAAUUCCUGAGCUACAGGGGGCAUCCUGGUCUCUGGAAGGACGUGCUGAGCUGAGUUGAACUGAGCUGAACAGGGCUAUCAGUCCAUCCCCCUCCUAGACCCCACCUACCCCCUCACCCAUAAUCAUUAGUCCCUUGGGCCCUUUCCCCACUGUGUGUGUGUGUGUGUGUGUGUGUGCGUGCAUGUGUGCACAUGUGUGUUCACCUGUAUGCAUGUGGGUGUGUUUGCAAAAUAAUAAAAUCUAUUGGAGAUCUGUCUUAGAAGAAGCCUAGGCUGAAUUUGAUUCCAAAGAGAGCUUAGGAUGACAGCACCCCAGAGCGAGAUAAAGGUUCUGGGUCCCUCAUAGGAGUAUUAGGCUGUCACCAGAAAGUGCCCUCAUUCACUCAUUUGUUGUACUUGUUCAUGUAUUUAGCAGAUAUAUACUGAACCCUUUUAUUUGUCAAACUCUAUGCUAAGAAUACUGAGUUGAAUCUGACAUCUCUGUCCUAAUAGGAAAUGCAGUGGGUUUGUGAAUUACUACAAUUAGCCAAGUAUCUUAAGUACUUUAAAUAUGAGAAGAGGAUGAUCUCCAGGCUUUCCUGGAGAAUGUCACAUUUGAGGUGGACCUUGAUAAACUGGUAGGAUUUAGUCAGGCACUAGGAGCUGAGAGCAUGGGCUCUGGGGACAGACAAUUAUGGGUUCUGGUCCCAUUUUUUAUCACUUACUAGUAGUCUGACACUGGGCAAAUCAUUUGGCCUUUCCGUGCCUCAGUUCCCUCAUCUAUAAACAUGGGGCUAACAGUAUUACCUACCUCAUAGGAUUUAAUGUCAAGCUCCCUUCUGGAGCCUUAUCCAUGGGUAGAACCCACUAGGUGCCAACCCCUUAGAAUACAAGCUUUCCCAGGCCUGGACCCCUGAAGACUUCUGAUCUCAGCUUUUAGGAACAGAACGGACCUCCAAAUCUGGGAGGUACCGAAAGGCUGUGAUUACUGGGAAAGUUUCAGGGCACUGAUGGGGUUUCCCUGAUAAAUGAAGAGCUUUAGAAAGCCUAUAGCUUCAACUAUGUUCCUAACGAGGUACCUAGACCCCAACAUGGGAUGUGAGGAACUAGAGGGAAAGGUCACCUGGGCCGUAUCCCAGCCUAGCAUGUGUGGGUCGUAUUGGGAACUACCCUUGUUAGCUUCAAGGACUGUGCAGAGCUAACAAAGCGUAGCGCGAUGAGUUCAGCCUUCAGUCAUUCCCACACAUCAUUACACUUGUCUUAUAUUAAUCUGUGUGGUUGUUGUUUUGUUUGCUUUUUAAGAGUUAAAUCAGGGCUGGUGAUAUAGCUCAGUGAUAGAGCCCAUGCUUAGCAUGUGCAAGGCCCUGGGUUCCAUCCCCAGCACUGCCAAAAAAGUUCUGAUUAUUCAAGUAAUGCAUGAAUCCCGUCUUUUUGAGAUAUUAGGUUAUAGAUAAAGGUAGUCUCAUUCAGUUACCAACUUCUCCCCCUGCUCCUUUCCCUCUUAACUGCUAUUCUGUUUAUUGUACUUCCAUCUAGACUUUGUUUUAAUAGUUUUACGUACAUAUAUAAAUUCACUGAGAAUGUUUUGUAUCUAAUGCAAAUGUUAUAUUCUCCAGUUUGCUUUCUUUACUGAAUGUUUUGAGAGAUCUGUGCAUGUUCCUUCAGUGUAAAUCAAUCCAUGCUCUGUAAUUGUAAUUGCCGCCAUGUGCAUCUACCACAUUUUACUUCCCAUUUCUCUUGUGGUGGACAUUUAAGACUUUUCAGUUUUUGCUAUUAUAAAAUAGUACAUAGGAGCACCCCUAUAUCUGUGUGAAAGUGUGUGUGUGUGCGUGCACGUGCGUGUGUGAAAAUUUACCUAGGGGUGAUUCCUAGAAGUGGAAUUGCAGAGUCAUAGGACAUUUAUGUAUGUUUUUAAUAGGUGUUUCCCAGUUGUCCUCUUGUACUAUUUACUCGGUUUUUUUCUUGACGUAAUCUGAGGUCUAACAUUGUUAAAAGUUUAUCUUAAGUAGUGAUAUUCAUGAAGUCAUAGAUUUGAUGUGCUAAUUAUGUAUUUUUCUAAUACAUAUUAAAAGGCAUGACUAUCUAAACAAGAA
Molecule: messenger RNA, 6086 nt
Organism: Chinchilla lanigera (long-tailed chinchilla)
Lineage: Eukaryota; Metazoa; Chordata; Mammalia; Rodentia; Chinchillidae
Gene: Smc1a
Product: structural maintenance of chromosomes 1A
Exons: 26
Coding region: 265-3843 (1192 amino acids)
Biological process (GO): sister chromatid cohesion
Cellular component (GO): cohesin complex; nucleus; chromosome
Molecular function (GO): DNA binding; ATP binding; protein binding
Source: RefSeq, a predicted model, not a curated record